Messenger RNA from Naumovozyma dairenensis CBS 421, 4335 nucleotides. Its product is annotated as Sec7 domain-containing protein. The coding region runs from base 1 to 4335 and encodes 1444 amino acids. Gene Ontology annotation, biological process: regulation of ARF protein signal transduction. The record is from RefSeq and is a predicted model, not a curated record. NCBI's taxonomy places the organism in Eukaryota, Fungi, Ascomycota, Saccharomycetes, Saccharomycetales, Saccharomycetaceae. Gene Ontology annotation, molecular function: guanyl-nucleotide exchange factor activity. The transcript has a single exon.
AUGUCAUGCAGAGAACAUAGGUUGGCUUUAGAGCCAACAACGAUAAUAAUGAAAGAAUACAUGAAUUUAUCGAGUGCAUUAAGGAGUUAUAACAGAAGCAAACAGAAAAAUAUACGAUCUGCCAGUAUGGCAGCAAUUCUAGGGAACGGCAGCGAAGUGUUUCUUGAUGAUGAUGAUUCAACUUUAGAGAUAUUUAAGAACCCCAUUUUGAAUAGAUUUAAUGAUCCACUGCUGACAGAAUUGGAACAUCUAAUUGACACUGUAAGUCGUUUAAACUCCUUAGAAGAUAUGGACUCUCGAUUACUAUUAAAACCAUUUUUGUUCAUAGUUAAUGACAGUUCUAUGCCGAGAAAUGUUACAUCAUUGGCAUUAGAUGCAUUACUAAAGAGUUUGCAUUUGGAUAUAAUAAAUAAAGUGUCGAGGGCUAACAUUAAUACCUUCCAAGAAAUAGCAAUUUCAUUAACUCAUCCUAAGUUUGGAGGUCCUAACAAGACCCAAGAUGAAGCUCUUCUACUGAAGUUAAUUGAAAUCUUGGAACUGGUUGUUGACUCAUCAUUUUCAGAGUAUUUGACUGAUGAAAUCAUGUACGAUAUUUUACAAGUGGUUCUAUCCUUAGCAUGCAGUAAUAAGAAGACUGAAGUCCUUAGAGCGUCUGCAGAAUCUACGAUGAUAUCAAUCACCACCAAAAUUUUCCAAAAAUUACAUGACUUUAAUCCAACCAAUGCAUCAGGGUUCUAUCUUAACGAUGAGAAAUUUACCAGAAACAGCCUACAAUAUGACAGGUUUGUUUCUCGUCUAAGUAGUGAAAGAAGCAAUUCCAUUGCAAAUCCUGAAGCAACGGCAACCCCAGAAAACAUAAUUAUUAAUACCCAAGAAUCACAAGUCCCCGAAUCUGUGAAAGACCGUGUCGAAAGCUCUCUUGACUUCGAUUCAUAUAUAUCUGAUGACGAUAUCGAAGACAUGGAUAAAUACGGUAUGGAUACUUUUGUCAGUUUUCUGAAUUUAUUACUUACAUUAAUUUCUACAAAAAACAGUACAAAACAUACAGUAUCCACAAAAAUUCUCAGUUAUAAACUCCUAACAUGUAUCAUUGAAAUAUCAGGAUCGGGUUUCAAAAAUAAUCCAAGGCUUUUAAACAUAAUGUGUGAUCCAAUAUCCAAAUGCAUAUUUUUCAAUAUUCGAAACUCGAAUAACAUCUCCCUACUGCACGCAACAUUACAGUUAUUUACUACAAUGAUAAUAAUUCUGGGGAAGAAUUUGAAAUUACAAAUUCAGUUGACAUUGCAAUGUUGUUUAGAUAUCCUUUCUGACAAAAUAAAUAAGCCUAUAGCAGUUAAAGAACUUAUUCUCGAGAACCUUUCCUUAUUAUGGACCAAUUCCUCUUCAUUCUUUAUUUCUACAUUUAUAGAUUACGAUUGCAAUCUGGAACAUACUGAUCUUUCAUUAGGUUUAUUAAAUAUUUUGCUAAAAUUAGCAAAUCCUAAAUAUUCUUCACACAUGACUCAAUAUAUACCGCCUCUAGCGAUUGACGGCUUAUGGAAUUUCAUUAUAUGUGUUAACCUCUUCACAGAUAACUUAAAUGACCAAAAUUCCUUUCUAAAUGAAGAAGAAAAACCAAUUAUUUUAAAGGAUAGAUAUCGUAAAGCUGAAUUUAUUAAAUGUUGUGAGAAGUUUAACAAGAAACCAAAAGAAGGAAUCUCAAUGUUGAUUUCUAAAGGUUUCAUUAUAUCCGACGCGGAAAACGACAUUGCUGAUUUCUUGUUUAACAAUAAUAACCGUAUGAAUAAGAAGACAAUUGGAUUGUUACUAUGUGAUCCAAAGAAUGUACCUUUGCUAGAAAAUUUUAUUGAUUUGUUCAAUUUUAAAUCGUUAAGGAUUGACGAGGCCUUGAGAGUUAUGCUUUCAAAAUUUAGAUUACCUGGUGAAUCGCAACAGAUUGAGAGGAUCGUGGAGGCAUUCUCAUCGAAAUAUGUUAAAGAUCAAAGUUAUAAUCCGGAGGAGUUGCAAUAUUGUGAUGAAAAUCUAAACGAAAAUGUAUAUGCUGAUGAGAAUGAUGGGGUAGAGCAGGAUUUUACCAAAUUGCAACCCGAUUCAGAUUCAGUUUUUAUCGUGAGUUAUUCGAUAAUUAUGUUAAAUACUGAUUUACAUAAUCCAAACAUAAAGGAGCAUAUGUCAUUUGCUGAUUAUUCAGGUAAUUUGAAGACAUGCUAUAAUAAAAGUCAUGAUUUCCCAAGAGAAUACUUAUGGAAAAUUUAUUGUUCGAUCAGAGAUAAAGAGAUUGUUAUGCCUGAAGAAUUUGAUGGCGAUGUAGAAUGGUUCGACGAUGUAUGGAAAAAUCUAAUAGUUUCCAACACAGUUGUCACAGAAAUCCAUUCAGUACCAGAGGUGAAUGUGUUGGACGAGCUGACGACAAUUGGAUUAGCACAAUUAGGGCAAGAAAUGUUCAAACUAUUGGGUCAAGAGAUGGUAAGUUGUCUUUUCAAUUUAUAUACAAUUAACUCAAAUAAGAUAUUUUCCCAAAAACUAUUAAAAGCUAUUAAACAUUGCUCGUCUAUUUCUUCCUUUUACAAUGAUAAAGACUUAUAUCACAAUAUUCUGCAUGGUUUAUUGGAAAAUAGCUGUUUAUCAGCAUUUGAUAAUACCGAAAAUCAUUCAGCAGUUAAGCAUGCUGAAGACUCUCUUGAAACCGAUGAGAAAGAUUGCAACGAAGAAGUCAAUCAUCAGUUAGAAUUGAUGCCCUUGAUACAAAUAAAUAUUGAAGAAACAAAUUCUAAAGUAGUAGUGAGUCCAGACGGGAUAAAACUUGGUGAGUCGUCUAAGGGUCAAAAUUCGCUCCUUCUAUACUUCAAGAUUCUUUCUUCAAAUUCAGAUGCAUCUUUACUAACCAAAGAAACCUAUAGUGAUAUUAUUCAAUUAAUAAUAACGCUUUUUGAGAAUUUCUUGUUAGAUCCUAAUAUUUUCCCAGAAUUACAAAAUUCCUGGAAGUUCGAAAAGAUACCUUCUCCCAAUGCAACUUUUGAAAUCAAUAAAUCUAAAUUGAAUAAAAGUUUGUUAUCUACAUUUGCAUCUUACUUGACAGGCGAUGAUAACGUGGAACCAACAACGGAAGAUAUUGAAUAUUCAAUGAAAGCAAUGGAAUGUAUUAAAUCAAUUAAUAUCCGAGAAUCAAUUUUCAAAAAUAAAAACAUUGUUACUCCAGCAUUCGUAGAAUUAAUUAUUGAAUCCAUCCAAAUAAAGAAGAAGGCAAAUUAUGAUGAAGAGGAUAACUAUUUUGAAUGUGAAUUGAUAUUUCUAUUAGAAUUAUCCUUGUCGUUAAUGGUUGUUAAUAACUUUACAGAUCAAUUAUUAGAUACCAUAUUGAAUAAAAUAGAAGAUAUUUCGGCCAAUAUUGAUGACAAUGAUUUAUCAGUACAUGCAAAAAGAAAGAUAUCUAAUUAUAAACUCGUAUUGAUUACAUUAUGUAAAACAGGUGGAGAAUCUUACUUAUUAUCAUUAAUAAGCGAUGACUUAAUAAGGAAGAACGAGGUAUUUAAUGAAGAUUAUUUCAGCACCAUUGAAGGAGAUGAAUUUAUCAGCAGAAUUCUAAACUUGUUUACAAAUAAAGAUGAUUUCAAGACGAAACUAUCUCAAAACAAAGAUUUUUGGAAAUGGUUGAAGCUAAUUGGUUCCAUGAGAGGACAGUCGCUGAAAGUGUAUGAAGUUUUGGAACAAUUUACACGAGAAGAUAAGAAAAACAUCAUGCAAACAGACUUUGUUUUAAUCUUGGAAAUUAUUGAUGAAAUUGCUUCUUCAACGGGGGGGAAUGAUAUGGAUAAACUGGAUGAAUCUGCUAGAGAAAAAGCCAUUGCAUUGUCUUUGAAGGCUAUCGAUCUUUCUUCCACAUUAUUAAAGGAGAAUACAUUCGAAAGUUCCAAUAACAUGGAAACAUUAUCUUUAAUUCAGCUACUUGGACAUCAAUGUUUGAAUGGAUAUGAAGAAAUCCAAUCUCAUGCAUUGAAGUCUUUGGAAAAUUCUAUUUUAAAUCAUUUAUCGAUACCAAGAGAUAACGCACUGACUGUGGUUGAAGAAAUUAUUGAUAAUGGACUGGCACCGAUAUUAAGCAUUGAGAAUGCGGCCGAUAGCUCUGAAUUGAAUAACGUCGUAUUAAGAAUAAUUGGAAAAGUAUACUUGAAAUAUUUGGUAGAAGGUAUUACAACUAAUGAAACGUACAUGAAAAUCUUGAAAAUAUUUAAUAAAUUUGUUGCUGAGCCAACGAUCGAGAACCAGUUACUGGAGUUAAUCCUGGAAAAACAAAGGAUAGAACAACAUGACGUUGAUACUCAAGUCGAGGCCUGA